Molecule: messenger RNA, 1246 nt
Organism: Phlebotomus papatasi
Lineage: Eukaryota; Metazoa; Arthropoda; Insecta; Diptera; Psychodidae
Product: alpha-(1,3)-fucosyltransferase C-like
Exons: 2
Coding region: 145-1119 (324 amino acids)
Cellular component (GO): membrane
Molecular function (GO): alpha-(1->3)-fucosyltransferase activity
Source: RefSeq, a predicted model, not a curated record
UUCACUUUCUUCUGCCUGGUCAUAAUUAUUGUUCUAUUCCUUUGGCAGUUAGUGUACUUAAUUACGCGAGAAGAGAAUAUUAGUGAAGUCAAUUUAAAAAUUUCUGAACCUAAAGUGAUAUUGCUGUAUGAAGUUCCAAAAUGGAUGGAAAGGAUUCCUGUGACGAAUUUGGACGUUGAUUGUGUCAUAACUGCAGAUAAGAACUAUUUUAGUGAUAUAAAGAAAUACGAUGCUUUGGUUUUUAGUGGAUCAGACAAUUGGUCAGUUAACGAAGUGUUCCCAACUGAGAGAUCUCCAUAUCAGUAUUAUGUGUUUGCUGAUCUUGAGAGUCCUUUCUUUACUAAGCAUAAGUUCCUUAAUAUCUCCGCUGAAAUUUACAAUCUCACAAUGACGUACCGAAGGGAUUCGGACAUUUACUGGCCAUAUGGAUUUAUUAGUGAUAAACACGUAUCCUACAUUAGUGAUCUUCAGGCUCCAAUCUGGAAAUUACCCUCAUUCGAAAAUGACUUCAAUACUGAACUUUACCACAAAGUUAGAACAAAGACAAAAAUCGCAGCAUGGUUUGUGUCCAAUUGCAAUGCAACAUCGGGAAGAAAUGACCUAGUAGAAGUCAUGAAAACACAUAUUGAUAUUGACAUCUACGGAAAAUGUGGAACACUUCAAUGUGACAAAAAUAAUCAAAGCGACUGCUACAAGCUCGUUGAGGAAAGGUACUAUUUUUACCUCUCUUUCGAGAAUUCCCUCUGCAAGGACUACCUCACAGAGAAAGUUUUCGAUAUCAUGAAAUACUACAUAGUUCCUGUAGUUUAUGGUGGAGCAAACUACUCCAAUUAUCUCCCAUCCCAUUCUUACAUUAAUGCCAAUGAUUUCGAAAGUGCAACAAAAUUAGCAAUCUAUCUUAAAAAUAUCGUUGCCAACAUCGGUGACUACAACAAAUAUUUUUGGUGGAAGAAACACUACAAAUAUGUAUCUACCCAAAAGACCUACAACAAUCUCUGCAAGAAACUUCAUGAAUCCUCUCCUGAUAAAUUUGGACAAUUCAUACGAUCAUACGAGAAUAUGAAUUCCUGGUUAGUUGAUGGACAAUGUACAACAGAACCAAAAAUACAAAUGAAUUAAUUGUAAAACCUAAUAAAAUAAUGAAUCUAAUAGGGUAAUGUGGUGUAUUUCGAAACACUUUUUAGCACUUUCGAGUUUCAAGCGCCUAAUUAAACUAAAUUUAAUAAAAUGUUGUAAUAUUUUUUUC